Moneuplotes crassus is the source of this 739-nucleotide messenger RNA. The record is from the annotation of a GenBank genome assembly. NCBI's taxonomy places the organism in Eukaryota, Ciliophora, Spirotrichea, Euplotida, Euplotidae.
UUUAAAUAAUACAAAUUUAAAAAAUGGAGACCAAGAUUUUCAUGGCCAGAGUUGCAGACCAAUCCGAGAGAUAUGAGGACAUGGUUGACUUCCUCAAAGAAAUCGUUGUCGAGUCCUCAGAAGAUGUUACUUCUGAUGUCAGAAACCUGCUCUCAGUCGGCUUCAAGAACUUGAUUAGCGCCCAGAGAUCAGCUUAUAAAACUGUUCAAGCCAUUGAGCAGAACAAGAAGUAUGCUGAGUACUCAGAAGAUUGUGCUGCAUACAAAGAGAAGAUCAGUGAAGAGUUAGCAAAGAACUGUCAGAAAGUCAUCGACAUUGUGAACAACGACUGCCUCCCAAAAUCCAAAGAAGAAGAAGCCAGAGUAUUCUACCUCAAAAUGGUCGGAGACUACUACAGAUACACUGCUGAGACUGCCACUGGAAGCAAGCUUGAAGAAGUGACCGAGAACGCUGCUAAGUUCUACCAGCAGGCAACCGAAGCUGCUGAGAAGGAGUUGAAGCCAUUCAACAGCAACAGAUUGGGUCUGGCUCUGAACUACUCUGUGUUCUGGUAUGAGCUCAAGAACGACUCUUCGAAGGCUUGUGAAAUCGCAGAGAAAGCUCUCAAUGGAGCAAGAGAUGAGAUCGACAACAUGGAGAAUGAAGAAGCUAGAGACGCUCUAUCGAUCAUUGAGUUGUUGAAGGAGAACCUCGACUUGUGGAAGGAAGAAGAAGGUGCAGAAGAUGAUUAAUCCAAAAU